Messenger RNA from Piliocolobus tephrosceles (Ugandan red Colobus), 1593 nucleotides. RefSeq names its product collagen alpha-2(I) chain-like. NCBI's taxonomy places the organism in Eukaryota, Metazoa, Chordata, Mammalia, Primates, Cercopithecidae. Bases 1 to 1593 code for a protein of 530 amino acids. The record is from RefSeq and is a predicted model, not a curated record. The transcript has 4 exons.
AUGGGUGCAUCUAAUGAGGCAAUCCCCAAAACAGUCAGGAGGGACCUAGAUCAAGAGCUAAAGCGAGGGCAGACCCAGCUCUCUGAGAUCGGAGGAAGGCCGCAGAAUGGUCUGACAAAGAUGUCUGCAGGCAGGAAGGGACGGCUCAGAGGUUCCAAAGCCAAUCAACUGACAAGUCAUGAGGAUAACUUGGGCCAUGAAAAAUCCGUUUCCUACGCUACUGAGAAUUGGAAAACAGCAAUCCUACCGAAAACAGAUCACACGGCCCCCACAGGCGGGCAGGACAAGCCACCGGGCCCUGGUGCAGGAGCUGCUCGCUCCACACAUUGUUUAGAGGCCGACGCGACACAGCCAUCUUGCGUCGGGGGCCCGGGCCCAGGAGGAGAGCGAGCCCAGUCCCCUGAUCCCGGAGGCCGAAACCGGCGAGGGGCUGCCCUGCACGCAGGCGGCCGGCCCAGGAGUCUGAGCGGAUCAAGUUGUCUGCGGCGGACUCGGGCCGGCACCGCAAGACCCGGCCGCACUUGGCCCAGCGCGCAGGCGGGAAGGAGGCCGUCGGUCCGCCCCUCCCGCUGCCGCAGCGACCCCGUCCGACAGCGGGCACGGGACGCUGGAUUCCUAUUUGCCAGCUUCCUGCUGGGGAGCGUUUUCCAAUGGGGCGCGGCGACCCGGCCGACCGCGUCCUCCUCCCCCACUGCCGCCCGGGUCUCCUCGGAGGCGCGCGCCGGGGCCUGCGCGGGGGCGGUCCCUCCUUCCCCUCCCCGCCGCGACCCGAGACGCCCGCAGGCCGGGCGUUCACCCGCCGCGCCUCCGCCCGCCUUCCCCUCCCCCCACUUCCCUCCGGGCGCCCCAAACCCGGGCUUCUGGGGUUCGACGCCGUGCGCACACGGAGCGGGAUGGGAGUGCAGGGGCCGGGGGCGGGGGCUGGCCGGGGGCGGGCGGCCCCUCAGCGUGUCUUUUGUGUUUGUACACACACCGCGCGAGGCGUCCUGGAGGAGGGAGCGGGCGGCGCGCGGGGGAGGGGCGAGCGCGCGCCAGCGAACGGGCGCGCGGGGGGAGGGGAGGAGGCGGGGCGCGAGAGGUGCUGUGGGGGCGGGGCCGAGCCUUCCCUCCAUUGUGUGUGAUUGGCUGGCGCGCGGCGCGGGGGCGGGGCGGCGUGUGUUGGGGGAUAGCCUCGGUGUCAGCCAUCUUUCAAUUGUGUUCGCAGCCGCCGCCGCGCCGCCGUCGCUCUCUAACGCCAGCGCCGCCUUUCGCUCGCCGAGCUCCAGCCGAAGGAGAAGGGGGGUAAGUUUCCCCGUCUGCCCGCUUCCCCGGAACCGAGCCCCGCUUGUCGUCAGCCCCGAGCCGGGCCCUGGCCUCUCUCGCCGCCUCAGCCCAACAGCAGCAACCGCCGCGGCGCCGAGCCUGCUCUCCCUCCUCCUCCCCGCGCCCCUGGCUCCUCUUUCUUCGGUGAAAUCCCGCUCGCCGCCCCUUCCCAGGACCCCAGACCUUCACCAGGACCCGCGCGGGCCUCUUAACUACCGCCCCCGGGCCCCAGCCCCCAGUUUUCGAGCGGGAAAGGGGUGGAAAUCGCCGCCGCUUCGCACCCUGGGGUAA